AUGGACUUUGAACUUCCUCUCACGCUUCUUGGUAUGCGACUUUUUUGAUAUAAUCACGGCAGCUCUGGUUCUGCCCCCACGAUCAGAUAAUCCGACUAUAUUUCAUCGCCCUCUUCCUCUCCCGUUACCUUCCGCUCAUUGAAGACGUCAUGGCUGAUGAGGAGCGCCGGACGAAGCGCUCCCGCUUCGAUCAAACGGAGCCUGAACCACGACGAUCCAGAUUUGACCGCCGUUCGCGAUCGCCCUCAGCGCGACAAUCUGAAUCUACUCGGACUAGAAGCCCUCUGAGCCGGGAACCGCGCAGUCCUGCCGCGGAGGACAAGAAGGAUCCCGCAGCAGCAGCAGCUGCGGCGGCCGCCAAAAUCAACGCGCAGUUGCAAGCAAAGAAGGGAAUUCAGCAUGUCGAUGUCCCUCCAAUCCGAUCUACCGCGAGCCCGGUCGGUCAAUCAGCCUCGCCGUCUGGCAGUCAGAGUGCGGGCAAGCUCAACGAUGAGAUCUAUAUUGCGGACGGAGAUUAUAUCAAGGAUAUCGAGGUCAACGAUCUGCGCAACCGCUAUACGCUGACAAAAGGCUCUACGCAGAAGAUGAUCAAGGAAGAAACUGGCGCCGAUGUCACCACCAGAGGCAGUUAUUACCCGGAUAAGAGCAUGGCCACAGCUGCCAACCCGCCGCUCUAUCUGCACGUCACGAGUACUAGCAAGGAAGGCUUGGAAAAAGCCGUUGCCAAGAUCGAGGAGCUUAUGAAACAGGAGUUGCCCAAUCUGGUCGAUGAACGACGCUUCCGCCGUCGAGAGCCAGAGAACUUUGAGCGUGACGAGUUUGGUCGACGCAAAUGGCCCGAAGAACGCAUUCCUAUCGACCUCGAGCCCAUCCCAGGAUUUAACCUUCGUGCACAGGUUGUUGGUCAGGGCGGCGCUUAUGUCAAGCAUAUCCAGCAGAAGACCCGUUGCAAGGUCCAGAUCAAGGGUCGUGGCUCGGGAUUCACUGAGGUCAGCACCGGUAGAGAAAGCGAUGAGCCCAUGUACCUGCACGUGGCAGGACCUGAUCCCAACGACGUUAAAGCGGCCAAGGAGCUUUGUGAGGAUCUAUUGGCCAAUGUGAGAGAACAGUAUCAGCGCUUCAAGGAGAACCCUCCUCAGCAUAGAUACGGUGGCUAUGAACAUCGCGGCGACCGUCACCACUCCUAUGGCGGCGGCUAUGGAGGAGGAUAUGGCAGCCAGUCGCACCAUGCUUCUCCGCCUGCUUCUGCCAGUCCGACGGGUGCUGCUGCCCCUGGCACGCCUGCCGCUCCUGGCGCUUCUAGUGCUGCCGACUACGCUGCUCAAUACGCCCAGUACUAUGGUGGUGCUGAUCCGUAUGCUGCCUACGGGGGAUACCAGAACUAUCUUGCCUAUUACCAGUACUACCAGCAGGCUGCUCAGCAACAGCAACAGCAAUCUCAAAGCCCACCACCCCCUCCUCCGUCUAGUGAAGCUCCUCCGCCACCUCCACCUCCUGGUGCUGGCUCGCCGCCCCCGCCUCCUGGGGGAAGUGGUUAUAAUGCCGUUCCGCCACCUCCUGGUUUGUAAACGAUCAGUCGAUCGUACUCGCCCAUAGAUCUGGAAAACUUGGAAAUCCAUUCCCCAGUACGUUAUCCGGUUCAUCACUAGGGUUAUAUGACAAGGUUAUCUUGGUACUUAAUGCCACCCACGUCUCGUACCACAGCCUUAUCUGAACGACUAUCUUGAAGUGCAAUUAAUCGACAGACCUUUUACGAGAUGCGUCUUUCAGGUAUAGCGCCUGGCGCAGGUGCCCGGUGUUCGAGCCGAUACUCGAGUCUGAUUUUGUAAUUUUUCCGCGCUUUCGUCGAUUUUAAUGGUACCCAAAAAUCCCUGUCUUUGUGUUUACUGAUAGUAAAGAAACAAAAACCUGCCU
Molecule: messenger RNA, 1914 nt
Organism: Paecilomyces variotii
Lineage: Eukaryota; Fungi; Ascomycota; Eurotiomycetes; Eurotiales; Thermoascaceae
Exons: 9
Coding region: 150-1568 (472 amino acids)
Cellular component (GO): nucleus
Molecular function (GO): RNA binding
Source: RefSeq, a predicted model, not a curated record